AAAUAGCUGGCGAUUACGAGAUAAAGAGUGUCGAUUACUAGAUAAAGAGCUGAAUUGUUCUGUAUUCCGUUAAAGUGUUUGGAAUCGAAGAAUCCUAUUCCGUCGUGAAUUGAUUUGAAUUGAUUUCUCUGUUUCGGAGUCGUGAAUUCGAAGGAGUAAAGGAGAAUUCUGGAAAAAUGAAGGCCAUGGAGACGAUACAGGAUCUGAUCGAGGAAGCCAAACUCCGGAUGGUGUGGUGGGCGUUGGUUAUCUUUACGGUCACUUACAUCUUGUCUCAUACAAGUACGUCAAUGUGGAUGAAUAUGCCAAUAGCAAUUCUCUUUGUGUCUGCAUUUCGGAUUUUAUCUAAUAAGGUUGAGUUCAGAUGGAAAGUUCAACCAGUUCACAGACAAACUUACUUGUCUCAUUUGGAGAAGAAACAAUUGUCUGUGAAUGAUUCACGGCUGUAUAGUGCACCACCUCUUCCAAAGUGGAAGAGGAAAAUUGAUUCUCCGAUAGUGGAGGCUGAGUUGAAUGAGUUUAUUGAUAAGAUACUUAACGAUUUUGUCAUUGAUCUGUGGUAUAAAGAGAUUACACCAGAUAGGGAGGCCCCUGAGCUAAUUCGUGCGGUUAUCAUGGAUGCCAUUGGUGAAAUAUCAGGGAGAGUGAAGGAGAUAAACCUUGUUGAUUUGCUAACCAGGGAUAUAAUUGUUCUAAUAGGAGAUCAUUUAGAACUUUUUAGAAGAAACCAAACUGCUAUAGGAGUGGAUGUUAUGGGAACAUUGUCUUCAGAGGAGAGGGAUGAAAGGCUAAAACACCAUCUUAUGGUUUCUGAAGGGCUUCAUCCUGCACUCAUAUCCCCUGAGAGUGAGUACAAGUUUCUUCAAAGGCUUAUUGGUGGAGUUUUAGCUAUAGUACUGAGGCCACGAGAAGCUCAAUGUCCUUUGGUUCGAACGAUCGCACGAGAGAUUGUAACUUGCUUGGUGUUGCAACCUAUUUUGAAUUUGGCAAGCCCUGGGUAUACCAAUGAGUUGAUUGAAUUAGUCUUACUUGUCAUUAAAGAGAACAUCACCAAAGGUGGAGGUCAGGAUUGGUCUUUUGGGGGGCUGCAAGGUGGUGAUUCAAACACAAACAAAUUUUCGUCCUCAAGUAAUCAAGGAACUGCUACGACUCUGCCUAAAAUUGAUGAUCAGAGAGAAACAUAUUCAGACUAUAACAUGUAUGAAGAAGAACCAAUGCAGCCACAGCCUGCUGAUUGGGCUCGAAUGUUGGAGGCAGCUACCCAAAGAAGAACUGAAGUUCUUGCUCCUGAAAACCUUGAAAACAUGUGGACAAAGGGAAGAAACUAUAAGAAGAAAGAGAACAAAAAUGUAAAAGCUGGAGUGCACAAACCUAUUUCAAAAGGUUCCACUGUAAAGAGUGCUGUUCCGUCUGCGAAUUUAGGGAAGGAAGUGUCUAACAACAGGACUUGUAUUUCUACUGGAAUGGAAGAGAAAAGUGUGGCGUGGCUAAGAACUCAAUUUAGUCUUGAUGCUCAGUUAAGUAAUGAGAAUGCAAAGGGCCCAGAGUUAUCUGAGGAAUUUAACAAAUCAUGUUCAUUUGAUGGGCAUGGUCUUGUUAAUGAAUUAGAUGAUAGUGGUAAGCAAGCUGCUGAUGGAAAUAAAAUUAGGCUUAAGAGAUCUAAUAGCACCUCUGCUUUGAAAGAUGAACUUGAUAUAAAGAAUGAUUUUAUGGGAGAUGGUGGAGGCCCAAUUAUUUCAGAGUUUUAUAGCCCUGAUUUUGAAAGGCAUAGUCAGGAAUAUAAGGGUAAGAAUGCCUCAAGUAUUGUACUCUGCAGUGAGUUGCAACAUGUUCACAAGCUCAGGUGUCGGGUUAUGGGAGCAUACUUUGAGAAACUUGGAUCAAAAUCAUUUGCAGUUUAUUCGAUUGCAGUGACAGAUACUGAAAACGGAACCUGGUUUGUUAAGAGAAGAUACAGGAACUUUGAACGCUUGCAUCGACAUCUUAAAGACAUUCCAAAUUAUACAUUACAGUUACCUCCCAAAAGGAUAUUCUCAUCAAGCACUGAGGAUGCUUUUGUCCAUCAACGUUGCAUUCAGCUUGACAAAUAUCUGCGAGAUCUAUUGUCUAUAGCUAAUGUUGCUGAGCAGCAUGAAGUGUGGGAUUUUUUAAGUUCUUCCUCGAAGAAUUACUCUUUUGGAAAAUCUUCAUCAGUAAUGAGAACACUUGCAGUGAAUGUUGAUGAUGCUGUGGAUGAUAUUGUACGCCAAUUUAAAGGAGUCUCAGAUGGCUUCAUGCGUAAAGUUGUGGGUCCUCCCUGCAGUGAAGCCUCCUCUUCCAUCAACAGCAGGAACUUGUUGUGGAAUUCGGAUGAGAUACAUAAAGCUGUUUCAAAGCAAAAUAACCUGGCUAUACUGGACAGCACUUCUGAUAAUGAAGGUGAAAAGGAUGGAAGCCAUGGUCAUGAUGAAGACAGAUCUAAUGCACAGGCUAGUGGUUGGCAUUCAGACAACGAGUUAAACUCAAGGAGUUUUCCACGUAGGGUGAUCAAGCGUGGUGGAGAUUCUGGAAACUUUGUAUCUGAGAAACUAGAUUCAGAUUUGCAGGCCAGAUGGAUUGGCCAUGGUGAAUCUAUGUCAGCAAAAUCAUCUUCAACCGCCAACCAUUUUGAAGAUCCAGUUGGAAUGCCACCUGAGUGGACACCUUCUAAUGUUAGUGUACCUUUACUGAAUCUAGUUGAUAAGGUGUUUCAACUUAAGAGAAGAGGCUGGCUGAGAAGGCAGGUCUUUUGGAUAUCAAAGCAGAUAUUACACUUGGUGAUGGAAGAUGCUAUUGAUGAUUUUCUCUUGGGGCAGAUCUAUUGGCUCCGGAAAGAGGAGACUGUUGCCCAAGGGAUUCGGUGGAUUCAAGAUGUUCUCUGGCCAGGAGGCAUAUUCUUCACAAAAGUAGGAAAUACAGAAAAUCAGACUGGUUUUCAGAUGAUGGGCCAAUUUGGUAGCAGUAAGGUCUGUAAGUCAGGAUCAUUUGAGGAACAACUUGAGGCUGCUCGUAGAGCCAGUGACAUCAAAAAGAUGCUUUUUGAUGGAGCUCCAACAGCCUUAGUUAGUUUGAUUGGGACUAAGCAAUACAAGCGAUGUGCAAGAGAUAUUUACUAUUUCACUCAGGUUGAAACUCUCAUUUAUCUCCAUUAAGCUUAGGCUGCAUAGCGACAUUUCUUUUUCAAUUUUCUCGUUUAUUUUGUUUUUGCCCUUCUGUUUUUUUGGGACAACUGACUUUUAUCUAUGGAGUUAUUACCUGUUGCAGUCUACCGUCUGUGUGAAACAACUUGCGUUCGCAAUAUUGGAACUGCUACUCAUGUCAGUUUUCCCAGAGCUGCGGGAUCUUGUACUGGAUCUUCAUGGAAAGAGUCGUGUUAAGCUUGCCUGAAUCCCUGAUGACAAUGAAGCUUAUGAGGUGAUAAUCCUUAUGAAGAAUCCAGAGGGCACUGGAUGCAGUUACCCUGGACACUAUCAGCUUCUGCGACUUCCCAUGCAGCAAUCAUUUUGUUGUGAAUGACAAAAUCCUUGGAGUUCUUUGGAAAUUUAGCUCGCACUCAUUCUGAAUGUACAGGACUGUAGGUUUAGGGUCUGUACAGAUAUCGUCUCCGGUGCUAACAACACCCCCUUCCUAAAUAGGAAUUUUGUGUUGUUUGUAUUGGGACACUCGCGAAAUCAGUUUUACUGAUAUUCAUUCAUCAAUUAAUGGUUUUUGGAAUU
This is a messenger RNA of Rubroshorea leprosula, 3734 nucleotides long. The record is from the annotation of a GenBank genome assembly. Lineage: Eukaryota; Viridiplantae; Streptophyta; Magnoliopsida; Malvales; Dipterocarpaceae.